AUGCCACGCUGCGCCGCCUGCGAGCUCGAGUGCCCGCUUGCAGCCUUCUCCGCGAUGCAGCGAAAAAAGGCGGAGCUCGCCCGCUGCAAGCGCUGCCUGCGAGACGGCCCGGCCGAGACUAUGCGGCGGCACGUGCUCGCGGCGGAGCCGCACGUCACGUGGGCGGCGCAGCUCGUCUCUUGCGUCCGUGAGGUGCCAUCGCGAGCCCAGCUCUUUGCGGCGGCCGACGGCAACAGCGACGCCGACUGGCGCUGGGCGCGUGGCACGCGCGGCCUCGGCAACCAGAGCCCGACAGCGGGGCUCAUGCCACCGUCCGACUCAGAGGAGAGCGACUCAGAGGAGAGCGAAGCCGAUGCGCUGGGUGAAGCGAUGGCUCUGCUGCAGCACGACCUCUCUCUCGCCAGCCGGGGCGCCCCGAGCCCGCAGGGCGCGGCAUGGGGCGAGGCAGCCGGCUGUAGCCUACUCGAGCGUGGCUCGGUCAACCGCGGCGAGGAUGGCAGCGAGGCCGCAGCGGCGGCAAAACCUUCGCUGUACGUCUGCCCGUUAUCCUCCUCCUCGGCGGCACUAAAGCGGGACCCGCUGUGCCCGAUCGUGCGGAAAGCCGCGCAGCAAUGGACCGAGGAAGAUGAGAACCCGCCUAGAGCGACAAUGGCGCACUUGCUUAGCGGCGCCUGCCCGGGGAAUAGGGAGCAGGCCAGAUGGUUCCUCAGAGUAGCGCGAGCGCAGACGGGGACGGCGAUCAGCAAAGUAGCGCAGGCGGCACCCGACUCCAAGGAUACGCUGAAGACGCUGAGAAUAGCGCAUGUCGCUGCGCUGAAGGGCUCACGCUAUAGGGUGCUGGAUGAGGACGGGUACGAUGCACUAGCACCAGCCGUCGGGGGGGUGUUGCCGGCGCUGGUAGAUGAUCUCCCGGAGAAGAGUCGGAGGGACCUUGGCGCCGGGGUCACGAGGAACUUGCAAGUCGUGGCCGAGGCGGCGACGGGAGCGGAAGCUCUUCGCUGGGUGGAAGGAGGCCCGGCCAGCCUUGAGGGAGUCGCGGAGGAGGAGGGAUAA
Emiliania huxleyi CCMP1516 is the source of this 1053-nucleotide messenger RNA. RefSeq lists its product as hypothetical. The record is from RefSeq and is a predicted model, not a curated record. NCBI's taxonomy places the organism in Eukaryota, Haptophyta, Isochrysidales, Noelaerhabdaceae. The coding region runs from base 1 to 1053 and encodes 350 amino acids. The transcript has 3 exons.